Astyanax mexicanus (Mexican tetra) is the source of this 929-nucleotide messenger RNA. RefSeq names its product methyltransferase-like 26 B. NCBI's taxonomy places the organism in Eukaryota, Metazoa, Chordata, Actinopteri, Characiformes, Acestrorhamphidae. The transcript has 7 exons. The record is from RefSeq and is a predicted model, not a curated record. Bases 105 to 722 code for a protein of 205 amino acids.
CAGUAAUCUCUCCUGUUCCAUCUGCUGCCGGGAGUCCACAGUGCCUCUGGGUCUGGGUUUUGGCUGCAUAUGAACCUGGAUGAGGAGAACAGUGAAGACCGAUCAUGCUGGUGUCUCCUGCAGCCGAGCGCAGUCAGGCCUCUCUGCUGUCGGUGCUGCAGGCCCUGCUGGAGGAUCAGUCCCACAGGAAGCUGUUCGGGCUGGAGCUGGGCUCAGGUACCGGACAGCACAUCACUCACUUCGCUCCAGAGCUGCCCUUCAUUACCUGGCAACCAUCAGACAUCACUGAAGAAUCACGAAACAGUAUCCGGGCGUACAUCGAUGCCACUAAAGUGAAGUCGGUGCUGCAGCCAGUGUUCCUGGAUGCCAGGGAACCCUGGGAGAAAUGGGCGGGGCUCCCACAAAGCUCCUGUGAUGUCAUUAUAGCGUUCAACCUGUUUCAGUACAGCAGCUUCAGCACAGCGGAGGGUGCCUUAAAAGGAUCCGGGGAGAUUCUGAAGCAGAAUGGAAUCUUAAUAACGUACGGGCCAUAUGCCAUCAAUGGAGUGAUCACACCAACGUGCAAUGAAGAAUUAGACCAGAGAUUACGAGAAAUGAAUCCAGAAUGGGGCCUUCCAGACAUUGACGUGCUACGACAGCUUGCGUUUGGGAAUGGGUUACGUCUGGAGAGAAUGAUCGAAAUGGAGGAAAACAACAAAUGCCUGGUCUUCAGGAAGGUGUGACACACCAGAUGAAAGACAUCGAUCCCUCUGCUGACAACUUUUAUAGAGAUGCGGAUUUCAUUUUCCAGCAGGACUUGGCACACUGCCCACACUGCCAAAAGUACCAAUUGGUUUUAUAUAAUACUCUAAUUUUCUGAAAUUUCUGAAGUUUUCAUUGGCUGUAACCUAUUAUCAUCAACAAUAAAAGAAAUAAAAGCUUAAAAUAGA